Messenger RNA from Cavenderia fasciculata, 942 nucleotides. RefSeq lists its product as uncharacterized. Gene Ontology annotation, molecular function: cysteine-type endopeptidase activity. The record is from RefSeq and is a predicted model, not a curated record. NCBI's taxonomy places the organism in Eukaryota, Evosea, Eumycetozoa, Acytosteliales, Cavenderiaceae. Gene Ontology annotation, cellular component: lysosome. The transcript is spliced from 2 exons. Bases 1 to 942 code for a protein of 313 amino acids.
AUGAGAUUUUUAAUCACAUUAUUCAUACUAUUAAUAUCAUAUACCGAGUUGUCUCGGGCUCAAUGUGGCGCAUCCCCUACAUUUGAUGCAUCUAACCUCCCAGCAUCAUUUGACUCUCGUCAGAAAUGGUCAGAUUGUUUUUCACCCGUUAGAGACCAAGGCCAAAAAUGUUCAAGUUGUUGGGCAAUGACAGCAACAGGUGUAUUAGCCGAUAGAUUAUGUGUUGCAUCUGGUGGAAAAGUAAAAAAGGUAUUAUCACCACAAGAGUUGAUAGAUUGUGACCGUAAUGGUAAUUUAGGAUGUGGAGGUGGUCGUCUGGAUACUCCACUUGCCUACUUUAGAGAUAAUGGUGUUGUUACUGAAAAGUGUGAAUCGUACAAGGCCACUCAAGCAAGUUCAUGUUCGAAUACCUGUGACGAUGGCACUUCAUUCUCCAAUACCACCAAGUACCAUUCCAAGGAUUGUUACCGUCUAUCCUCUAUUGAACAAGCCAAAGCUGACAUUUAUCUCAACGGUCCCAUCAUUGCUGUCUUUGAUCUCUACACUGAUAUUUACAACUACAAGAGUGGUGUCUACAUCAAAUCUGACAGUGCCACUUACAAAGAGACGCAUGCUGGUCGUGUCAUUGGUUGGGGUGUAGAGGAUGGAGUACAAUACUGGUUAGCAGCCAAUAGUUGGGGAACUGGAUGGGGCCAACAAGGACUAUUCAAAAUUCGAUCUGGUACCAAUGAAGUAGGCUUUGAGGCCAACUUUUUCUCUACCACUGCCGAUUUUGAUGCCGUUCCAAGCUCUGAAUACGGUGGAAGUUGGGUCUCUGUCGACGAUGGAAAUGUCGAUGAUCUCAGUGCCGGUAUUCCUCUAUCCAUUCCAAUCAUCAAGAUUUCAGUUGGUGUAAUCUUAUUAUUAGUAUUUCUAUCUGGUAAAUAUGCUAUCGUAGUUUAA